Molecule: messenger RNA, 912 nt
Organism: Symbiodinium pilosum
Lineage: Eukaryota; Dinophyceae; Suessiales; Symbiodiniaceae
Source: the annotation of a GenBank genome assembly
AUGUCAAGUGGCGAGGUUUAUCAGGAGACUCGAACGCUGAAGAGACAGCCAAGCGAGCCUCCCCCACGGAAGGAGAAGAUCCACAUCAAUGGAGCCAGGAAAGUGGUGAAGAAGAGAGUUCGGACACAGCGACGAAACGUAGUGGCAAGCUUCUCGGUGGAGGACGUUCCAUUGGGAAGAGGGCCCAACAGGAAGAGCAUCAGCAACGAGCAAGAGAACCAAUACCAUCAUUACCUAGAGAAGUUCGAGGACUUUUGCAAGGCCAACGGUUUGCGGUGGCCGCCAACAAACAAGACGGACUUGAUCCUGGCAGACUACUUCGACAUCCUCUUCCAGGAAGGCCAUGGAGUGAGCGUUGGAGAGAAGUCUCUCGCUGCCGUGGAGUACAAGUGGCACCAGGUGAAGGGCACCUUGCUUCGGAGCAGGCGAGCGCUACGAGGGUGGCGAAAGGAAGUACCUCCAAAGAGCCGGUUGCCGUUGCCCAGGUUGGUGGCCUUCGGUAUGGCCAUGAGGAUGCUGAGCUUGCAACUAAGGGCCAUGGCACUUCUCCUUCUGUUGUCUUUCGACGUGUACCUGCGACCUGGCGAGGGCUUGACUCUCAAGGCAAAGAACCUGGUGUCACCGGUUCGUGGCAGUGGACGACAAUUCCAGCGCUAUGUCAUCGUGGUCCGGGACGAGGACGACAACCUGCCAGACAAGACGGGCGUCUACAACAACUCGCUUCCCCUGGACUAUCCUCGAACUUCAAAAUGGUUGGGCCAAGCCCUGGAGAAGCUCAAGAAGGGAAAGAAGGAGAACGAUCUCCUCUUCAACGUCAAUGCCGAGAAGUACCGGAAGGCUUUCGAAGCAGCCGGAGGUUGGCUGGGCUUGCCUACCAGCUUCGUCAUGGCGGCGCUGCCGACGACCUGUUGA